Molecule: messenger RNA, 1583 nt
Organism: Photinus pyralis (common eastern firefly)
Lineage: Eukaryota; Metazoa; Arthropoda; Insecta; Coleoptera; Lampyridae
Gene: oaf
Product: out at first protein
Exons: 3
Coding region: 1-663 (220 amino acids)
Source: RefSeq, a predicted model, not a curated record
AUGUUGAACUAUAAGCUCAUAUACGAAGUAGAAAUACUGAAAGCCCUAGUUCUGGGCGAAGAAGAACGCGGACAAAGUCAGUACCAAGUGAUGUGCUUUAUUUUCUAUAUAAAAAAAGAUGCGUUUAUAUCGUCGGACGCGAUGUCUAAGUUACGCCAGAAAAAUCCGGGCACAGUUCGGACACCCGAGGAAGACAGGGGACGUGAAAAUUACACGAUGGACUAUACGGUUGAUGUCAGCCGAUCCAUGGUCUUCUCCCCGCACAUCGUCGAUCUUUGCUCUGAGGCUUCGGAGUCCUCAUACACUCGUUACGAGGACAUCCAACUCUGGAGUGCAACUCAAGGCCUGCCAGAAUCGACGUACCUGUCGGCGGUGAAGAGAUUUCCCGCAGCAGCGGAGCCUUCCCUAAGCAACGAAAUACACGCGUCGGAAUUAGAGAGUAACCAUCAAAGGUGCGCCGAAUUGAAACAGGUGUGGACGCCGUGUCAGUGCCAUUUAGAAUUGUGCAUCGGAUGGUAUCCCUGCGAACUAAAGUAUUGUAAGGGAAAGGGCGAGAGUAAAAGUUUGUCAAUGACCUACCGAUGCGGUAUAAAAACAUGUCGCAAGUGCCAUUUAUUCUCUUAUUACGUGCCGCAAAAGCAGUCGUGUUUAUGGGACGAAUGACAAAUGUGAUAUUUAUUUUAUAAAAAGUAAUCGCCUUCGAGCUUUUACUGAAAAAUCGUUAUGGACCAAAAUGCCUUAGAAAAUCAGCUCUUUCCUUGUGUUUUUAGCCUUACGGUGUGAUUCGUAAGGAAUGUGUGUGUUUGCGAUUGUCAAUCAUAGCCUCUGCCUCUUAAAAAGCUCUCUAACGAAAGUUGUACAAUCCAAUUCGGUUUUUUUUUGUUUUUUUUCCCACUUAAUGGAGCAUCGAUUUUGAAUCCGACUGACCCUGCUUUUUAUCGUCGUAAUCCAAAUGCAAACGUUUGUCUAACGCAAAAUUUUUUAUCGUAGGUUAACAUUUGUAUUAAUGCGCUCUUUUAGAGAAAAGUUUUUGUUAUCCAUACUCUUUUUGGGAAGAUUAAUUAGGGUUGACCGUUACAGUUAUUUUCUUAUUGCCCGCUUUUAAAUAGAGGCGCAGGUCUCCACUGUAAAUACAUACUCCAUUUUUUGUGUUGGAAAAUGUAAAUUUAAAACUGUUUUUGCGAACAUUUGAUAAUAAAAAUAAAAGUGCUUGUGUUUACGCUUACGUAACGCAAAAAUUGGUGGUAGCUUUUGUACGACAUUACUGUAUAUAACAUUGAUUCUAUUAUUAUUAAUAAUAUAAACUUUCUAUCUCUUUAAAAAUAAACGAACAAAAAAUAAUACUGUUGCUCAUUUACACGCGCGACCGUUAUUAAUUGUGAAAUUGACAUUCUCAUUACGCUCUAAUAUGUAUUCAUAAUGAUGGUGGAGUAAAAAUUUUAUUAGCGUUUAAAACCCCCUUGCUUGUUAACUCUAGAUUUCCCAAGAGGUUUUAAACCGCCCAUUUAACCGGGCAACAGUAUUAAUUUGUCUAUUUUCAUACAAUUAUUGUUGUUGGGAAUAAUAAAGGACGUUUUUAUUAA